Messenger RNA from Acaulospora colombiana, 772 nucleotides. Lineage: Eukaryota; Fungi; Glomeromycota; Glomeromycetes; Diversisporales; Acaulosporaceae. The record is from the annotation of a GenBank genome assembly.
AUAUCUUAGAUCCUAUAAAGGCGUACUUGACUAUGAACCCUACUUCAUCACGAACCCACGACCUGAUCCCAUGUCGAGGAGCGUGAUAAACUCCCCUGACGCUGCAAUGAAGAAGGAUCUACCAGCUCAAAAAGCAAAAGCGAUGCCUGCCGCCCUGCCGUUGGCUGACUUAUUGACGGACGGUGUGGAUGGAGCUGUUCCAGUAAAGAGGAAGAAAGGUGCUGCGGCACAAGAGUGGGAAUCAAUUGUGAAGAUGAAGAGUAAUAUCUCUUCUGGUCGCCAAUCACAGGCUGACGGGCUAUCAAGGGAACAAGGGCAGAACGACAGUGGUCCGACAAGUAGUCCUAUGAAGAAAGGCUGGGAAAUGACGCAAUCUCCCCAUGUAGGGGCUGGACAAGGGUGGGCCCGUCGGCAACCUUCCAAGAAAUCGAAUGGAACUGGAGAGCUCUCGAAAAGUCGUGCAACCAUAUCGGCUGUUCCAUUACCCGAUGAGGUGGAUCAAAAACGUACAUCAAAACAUACUAUCAGCUUCUUGGGGAAGAUAUCGCGAAAUAAUGCCUUUGCUGAGGAUAAGCCCGAAGGAAGUAACGCGGAACCCACAAAGAACCCAGGGUCCGCAAACUUGGACCCCCGCCAAAUAUUCACUGGAUGCACAUUCUUACUCCUUGGUGAUGCAUCUUGCGAUAGUGUUUCAUUAGCAUUGCAGCAAGCAGGAGGUACGGUUAUUAUGGAAGGUAGCCCAAACUACUAUGUUGUUCGCUUCGUUGGGUAA